AUGACUUCAGGUCCAGGGAUGAACAAAUCGACUCUCCUAUCAGAGAAGACGAAGAAAUCCCUGACCGUGAUAGUGGUGUACCCAUCUAGUGGCUUUCUGGGUCACAGGGAGACACGAUGUAGCCUGAGUGCCGAGGGAGCCGCCUGUGCAGCUAAACAUAUACCGAUAAACGAUCUCAAGAAGAGGAAGACAUUGGUGAUGAUCAGCGGAUACAUGGACAGUACGUUCUCUCCAGUGGUGCGCACCUUACUGGCAAUGUACCUCGGCCUAGGACGAAACGUCAUCGUCCUGGAGAUAUUCCCCAUUCUAAGCUGCCCGCAUCACGAAGCCGCUGGGCAACCUACUAGGAGAGUUCCUGGCCUCGCUGACCUCUCGAGGUCUGUCUUCGAAGAAAUUGGAGCUGGUGAAUACCAACCAUACUUAAAGGGGGAUUUCAUAAUGCCGUGCUUUCAGCUAUGCAGUCACAUUCGAUCAGUAUUCUACUGGUACCUAUCCUACAGCAACCCGGACAAAUUCAUCGCAGUGCAAUGCGACUCAGUCGCAGACGCAAGACAUGGCAACUGUUACGAAGGAACUCUAAGGACUAAUGCUUUAGGUCCAAAUACGAACUUUAGUAAGACUGGAGUGUUCUAUUUGCCGACUAAUGCUAAGUCGCCUUAUUAUCUAGGGUUGAACGGCUUGAAGAAGAGGAAGUACGGUGUCAAUGACUAUCUUAUGACCCCCGCACCUGAUGAAGACAUAACAAUUUAAAAUUUAUUUGUUUUUAUUUAGACUUAUGAGUACAAUAUGGAUGAUGUCUAAGUAAGGUCUGUCUCAGGGGCGUAGCUAGCGCCGUAUCUGCCGUAUCAAUUAUAUGGGGCCCCCAAAGUGUGUAAGAAAAAAUAUAAAAACUUCAAUUUAUAUUUUAUUUCAGUAAUCACAAAAUGCAUGGGUUUCAAGGUUGGCAGAAACUUUGGAAUAGAUUUCUCUAUUCCAUGGCAGAAACUUUGGAAAAAUGAAAGUACUUAAUCACUGUCAAAUAAUUUUAUGUAAAAAAAUAUCUUCUGAGAUAUUUUUACCUUUCAUAAGGGCCCCCAAACAAUUUUUUAUACGGGGCCCCGCCAAGAUACGCUACCUACGCCACUGGUCUGUCUGUCAAUUUGAUUAGAUAUUCGCACUUCUUUUUUAGCGAUGUAGGUACGUACUGGACGAAACUCAUCUUGUGUUCAUCACGUCGUGUGUAAAUCACGUCUGAUCGAAGGAAAUUAUGGGUAGCCAAAAACCACUGUCUUUAAUAAUUAUAUUACGAUACGGUAUUGAUAAAAAAUAUUGUAUUUAUGUGUAUUUAUAUCGAUUAUAAAGUCGAAAUCGCCCACCAUUUUAGUACCUGAAUUUUAUAGAUAGCAUGCGAUGCGUGCGCAUGAUUGGAAUAUGUCAAAAUCAUAUAUAGGUAAUAACUUUGUAAUAAAUCUGCAAGGACGCACUAAAAAUUACCUUUGAAUCUCACUACAUUUAGAAGUUUCACUAGAAUAAAAUCAAAGUGUAAAUCGUUUGAUCUUUAUUGUACAAUAAUUAAGGUACAUUUUUAUGUGAGGAUUGUAAGGUUAUUUUUUAUUCAUUUUAUUCGUUAUUCAUAGUUGUUCAAUAAAUAAAUAUUGUUUUGUGUAUAAAUGAACAGUUGUUAAGAACUAAGAGUGGUCUGAUGAAUGAUUGUGACCUUUAUUCUACAAGAUGUAAGGUAUAUUUUUGGGUGAAAUAUAAUAAAACCAAUAAAAUAAUACAAGAGCAAUUUUAUUGUAAAUUUCAUCACAAUAUCAUUAACAACAACUAGUUAUUAUGUCCCAGUUAGGCCGACAGAGCUUCGGUACAAAAACUAUCUACGCAGGUAUGUACAUUACGCUUAGUUCCGUCGAAUACCGUUGCAACUGCAACAUGGAAGCCAUCAAUACUAAAUAUUAUGAUAUAAAAACACUACUACGAAAUUCGUGUAUUACAUUUAAUUGAUUACCUUACUUACUGGCUGAUUUCAAAACUUCAUUCUCAAAAAAAUCGCCCGAAAACGAUAUUUGCGCAAACAAAUGUGAAUAAAAAAUAAUAUCAUUAUCAGUAGUAUUGUAAAAAUAUAUCUUAAAUACAUCGGUCGUUAUUACAUUUUAUUUUUUUCCAAUAAAUAGUUAAUCUAUUAAAAUAACCUAUUAUACAAAGCGUUGUAGAAUAAACGACAAACCUUACGGAUACUGGUUCAAUUCAUAGAGGAAUACUUUUGAAAAUAAAGAAAAUUAGUUGUUUAUAAAAUUUGAUUUGCUCAUCGCAUAAGUUGUUUCAAGAGUAUAAACACUGCCCUAUUCCUUAGCGAGAACCAACACCUUUAAGGUUAAGUGUUUAUUCUAUAACACCCUGUAAUUAAUAACAAUCAAAUAACACAGAUAUACGAAUAGUAAAGCGUUAUAUUUCAUUGAAACCAAGCGAAAGUAAGGACGAACACGGCCAACACUCCGUUCAGAUCUUUAAAUAAUAUUCUAUAAAAAAUAAUGUUUCUAAAUUAUCUGUGCCGUGUAUAUGUACCAUAGACAGGCUGUUAAACGUUAGGGUCGGUAUAUAACUAAGGGAAAAUGCGUCAUAGAUCAUAUUUAUGUAGAACUAGCGUAGUCAAACAAAACCAUAGUGAAUUAUACACCUAAACUUUCCUCAGGAACCUCACUAUAUAUUAGUGAAAACUGUACAAAAAUAUGUUUAGUAGUUUUUGAGGUUAUCCCGCACAUAAGUACAUAGAUACAGAUAGGGAACUUUUUGGUGUAAUAUAAAGACAGAAUAGAUAGAAAUAGUAUAAACAAUAUAAUAUUCAACUUUGCUCAGUUAACUAAUGUUGCGUUAAUGCGUCGGUUACAUUGUCUAGUUACAUAAAGUGUGGCGCAUUUCCCGUCAGAUAUAAACCAACCGUUAAUUAAGAAAUUUUAGGCAACACACAAGCACCAAACGCAACUUAUACAUAGUAAAAGCGUUAAAAGUAAUUCUAAAAAUAUGUUUAUUGGAAUGUGACUAUAACAAUAGAUGCCAAUGUGCAAUUUUAAACAGGUACCUUAUAUAAAAACUAAUUAUUAUACGAUAUUAUAUAAAAAUGGAGUAAAAAUGUAUUAUGUAUCAAAAUGGAUAUAUAAAGAGGAAUUACUAUAUAGGCCAAGAUUGUUGUGACGUGUUUUUAAACCAACCAUAAGGGAAGAACUACGUCUUACUAAUUCUAUCGUAAGUAGUCAUACUCACGCCGUCCUUCUCAUUCUAUUUACUCACAAUAAAAGGAUAUAAUAGAUUUAUUAAAGAAUCGAUGACUGUUGAGGUAUCAAUGUUCGCGAGUGGAGACCGCUUGUCGUAAGAUUUAGACACCACUGACAAACUGUGAAGGAAAACUUCGUGAGGAAACCUGGGCUUAUAACUUCUAAUUAUAAGUUUGAAAUCACCAACCCGCAUUGAGUAAGCGUGGUGAUUAAUGCUCAUAC
Molecule: messenger RNA, 3473 nt
Organism: Spodoptera littoralis (African cotton leafworm)
Lineage: Eukaryota; Metazoa; Arthropoda; Insecta; Lepidoptera; Noctuidae
Source: the annotation of a GenBank genome assembly